AUUUUACUCAGGCCUUUCUUAGGAGUAUAAGGAAUGAAAAUCUAGAGGGAAAUUCGAUGCAGGAGGGCGGUCCUCCACUAGCCUUCUGGGACUGCGUCUGUGCCUCUGCAUCCUCACUUCCGUUACCACCGAGCCGGCGCCACAGUUUCUCCACGCGGAAUUAUGGGAACUCGUCAGCUUCAGAUUGACUUGUUAGCCAUCUGUUCCCCUGGGUUUGAGUUAUUUUAGCCAGGGACCUCUAAAAUGUCCCCUAGAUGCUUUUGAGAUUGACAGUAUUUGAGGAGACAAGGAAGAAGUGAAGUUUGAAAGGCUUUACGCCUCCUGGAAGGAACACUAAAUGAUGAACACUCUCAAGGAGGCGGUGACAUUCAAGGAUGUGGCUGUGGCCUUCACUGAGGAGGAGCUGAAGCUGCUGGACUCCUCCCAGAGGAAGCUGUACCAAGAGGUGAUGGUGGAGAAUUUUAGGAACCUGCUCUCAGUGGUUAUGCCUUCUCAGGGCAGUGACCUUCCUCCAAAGGAACAAGAGAAAAUGGCUGGAUUUCAGGAGGCGGUGACAUUCAAGGAUUUGGCAUUGGUGUUUACUACAGAAGAACUGGGGCUGCUGAACCUCACGCAGAGAAAGCUGUACAAAGACGUGAUGCUGGAGAACUUCAAGAACCUGGUUGCUGUGGGGCGCUUUCCCCACAAAGCACAUGUGGUGGCUCUACUGGAAGCAGAAGAAAAGCUUUGGCUGAAGAAAACAGAAGCCCAAAGAAGUAGAUAUCCUGGCAGCAGGAGUGAACAUGAGUCGGCGACUACUGGGAGACGUGCACUAAAACACCUUGCCCAGGAAGAGCUGUCUUGCUGGCGCAUCUGGAAACAGGUUGCGCAGGAACCGACCAGGUGUUUUCAGAGGAGGCGUUCUCAAGCACUGCAAGAUGAUUCCGUUCUGGUUUCUGACAACAACGGCAAUACAGGGAAUCCCGAAGGAGAUAGCUCCAGCUGCCUUGAACAUGAAGACUUUUCAGUCUCAAGAACUCAUAAUUAUUGCCAAAAUAGGUGUCUGCAUAAUUCACAGAACCAGAGCAGAAAUAAGCCGAUCUGUGUGAAGUGUGACCUGUGUGUGUUUGCAGAUUCGAGGAAGAAAUCAUCGCUUUGUAAGCAGCUUAAAAGCAACAGAGGACAGAAGCCCUACAGAUGUGAGAGCUGUGGAAAGAGUUCAGCAGCAGCGAGGGUCUCAUCAUUCACUGCAGAGCUCACAAGGGAGAGAAACCAUUCCUGUGCUGACACCGGAGAGAAGCCCUGUAUGCGUAAGGAAUAUGGGGAAGGCUGCCGCCAGGAUUCCAGCCUUCAAGUCCAUCAGAGUAGCCACACUGAAGAGAAGCAAUUCAAAUGUGAAACCUGUGGGAAGGGGUACAGUCGGUCCUCGAGGCUUCGCGCCCACCAGAGAGUUCAAACUGGAGAGAAAUCAUACAAAUGUGAAGUGUGUGGGAAGGGCUUCCGCUAUAGUUCAAAUCUUAAACAACACCAAGUAACACACACUGGAAAGAAACCGUCUAAGAGUCUGGAGUGUGCGAAAGGCUUCAGUUGUGGGUCGGAUCCUGCUUCUCAGAGGGUCCACUCAGAGAAGAAAGUCUACAAGUGCGAAGAGUGUGAUAAGAGCUUUAGUCAGCUCAGUGAUUAUCAGUCACACCAGCAAGUUCACACUGGAGAAAAACCACACCAGUGUGAGGUGUGUGGGAAGGGCUUCAGUCGCUUAUUUGGCCUUCAUUCCCAUCAGAGAGUUCACACUGGGGAGAAGCCAUACAAGUGUGAUGUGUGUGGAAAGAGCUUUAGGUACAGUUCUCAGUUCAUCUACCAUCAGAGAUGCCACACUGGAGAGAAACCCUACAAAUGUCAGGAGUGUGGGAAAGGCUUUGGCAGGAGCACAGAACUUCGCCACCAUCAGAGGAUGCACACAGGAGAGAAACCUCACAGAUGUAAGGAGUGUGGAAAGGCCUUCAGUUUGCCCUCCAAUCUUCGAGUCCAUCUGAGCAUUCACACGAAGGACAAACUCUUCAAGUGUGAGGAGUGUGGGAAGGGCUUCAGCCAGCGCUCGCGUCUUCAAGCCCACCAGAGAGUUCACACUGGAGAAAAACCAUACAAGUGUGAUAUAUGUGGGAAAGGCUUCAGUCGCUCCUCUGGCCUCCAUUACCAUCACAGAGUCCACACUGGGGAGAAGCCAUACAAGUGUGAUGUGUGUGGAAAGGGCUUUAUAUACAGUUCUCAGUUUACCUACCAUCAGAGAUACCACGCUGAAGAGAAACCUUUCAGAUGUCAGGAGUGUGGGAAAUUCUUUGACACCUGCACGGACCUUCGCCACCAUCAGAGGGACCACAUGGGAAAGAAACCUCACAAAUGUAAGGAGUGUGGAAAGGCCUUCCGUUUCCCCUCCAAGCUUCGAGUCCAUCUGAUUACUCACACGAAGGAGAAACUCUUCAAGUGUGAGGAGUGUGGGGAGGGCUUCAGUCAGCUCUCAAGUCUUCAAACACACCAGAGAGUUCACACUGGAGAAAAGCCGCACAGAUGUGACAUCUGUGGGAAAGGCUUCAGUCACGGUUCCCGCCUUCAAAACCAUAAGAAAAUCCACACCUAAGGAAAGCAGCAGAGCCGGUGUGAUCAUGCAUGCCUGUGAACCCAUUGUUGAAGAGGCCGAGGCUGGAAGAUGAUAGAUUUGUGGUCUGCCUUGGCUCCAGAUAUGGCACUUUCUUAACUUUUGUGCAUGUGCCCAUCUACUCCAUUAAAACGAUAAUAUACCAGAGUAACACCUAGAACUCAUUUUUAGGGAAGAAAUACAGGCAGUGGUCAUCUUGGCAAGACCGAAUGAAUACCAGCAAUCUUCUUUCAGUGUACUGUGCGCCAAAAGGUACCAGGUGAACCAGCACUCACCAAGUGCUGACUUCGCUCUCUCUAACUAACAGUGGGCACUAUUUUCACUAAAGCCUAAAGGUGUGGAAAAUAAAACUGCUGACUAAGA
Microtus oregoni (creeping vole) is the source of this 2995-nucleotide messenger RNA. Its product is annotated as zinc finger protein 227-like. NCBI's taxonomy places the organism in Eukaryota, Metazoa, Chordata, Mammalia, Rodentia, Cricetidae. Gene Ontology annotation, molecular function: DNA-binding transcription repressor activity, RNA polymerase II-specific. Gene Ontology annotation, biological process: negative regulation of transcription by RNA polymerase II. The transcript is spliced from 7 exons. The record is from RefSeq and is a predicted model, not a curated record.